CAGAAGCCCUCUUUCUGAUGUGACCACUCUGGUAGUGGGUUGUGAGAUAUUGCUUUAUGCUGAUGGAUUUUAAACUUGGAUAUCAUAAUGCACUUAACCCUGCUUCCCCAUAGUGAUCAAGGAGUUCAUUAUUUACCUGGUUCCUCUGUUUCUGCUCUGCUCAGCUGGUAAAGACUGCUCUGCCUUUACUUAUGUUCAGUGAAUCCUCCUUAUAUCAUGGAGUGGUCUAAAAUGACAUUCUUUCCAGUUAUACCAAACACAAGUCAUUCUUUGGGAACCUGAGAUCUCUUUACUGCUCAGAAAUUGGGAGUGCGCUUAAAAGUACUCUCCCACAUUGCAAUACAUUGCUCCUUCCUUUUCAAUUUGGUGCAGGCAGAGCAUAUUUAUAAAGCUGUUUGACUGUGCAAAACUCUGAGGCACAGUUUUCCUUCAGCCGUCCAGCUGCAUCAAGAAUGAUUAAGUUUUGUCAGAACAAAGAAAUCUCUUCAACUGUCCUGGGAGAAGAUUUUCGAGGGGAGGAACUAUUGGAGGACAAAAACACAAAGUUGUUGUGAAUGGCCAUUGUUUUUUUCUGGCUGCAUUUAUGGACUGAAAAGAGAAAAGGCACAAAGAAGCAGAAAAAGUAGCUGGAGGCUUUAUAAAUCAUAUUCCCGACAAAGAAAAUACAUUGCUGUUAUUAUGUAGUUUUCGUUGAAUCCUUUGCUGAAGUUUUAGCCUAAAUUGAUAGCUUUUUUAAGGCUUGAAAAUGCAGGGACAACACCAGAGAAAUAGAAGUGUGUAUCAACAGACAACGACACUUUUGUGGAAAAAUAUAAUUCUGAAAUGGAGGAUGAGGAUGCAAAGCUUUCAGGAGUGGUUCUCGGUGUUGGUUCUCCUCCUCGCAUUUUUCACAACAACAGAGUGGUCAUACUUUGAGGCAGAUCAUGAAAUACCUCAGGCAUUCCUUGGUCAACUAGAUGAUCCUUCAUUCAAUUAUACAGAACUUAGAAUCCUGUAUACUCCAAGAACAAAGACGACAAUGGAAAUCAUGGAAAAAGAAACCACCUCUGUCAUGAAAGGUAUAAGAGUAGAAGCAGUAGAAGAUGAAAAUGCAAUGGAUGCUGUGCGAAAGACUGGAUAUGAUGAUGAAUUUGCUGGAGUUGUUUUUCAGGACGACACUUCUUAUCGACUCAGAUUUUCUUUUUCUAGAGUGGUUUCUCCAAGCACUCAUAUUGAAGAAAUAGAUCACUGUUACAACUAUACAUCAGACCAUUGUAAAAAUCCAAAAUACUGGUUUGAAGGAUUUCUAUCACUGCAGUCCAGCAUUGAUAGUGCUCUUAUUGAACUGAUCACCAAUCAUUCUGUUUGGGACGAAAUGAAAUCUAUUGGUGGCAUCCGUAUGAGAUCGCCUUCUCUUACUCCUUCAGAGAACGUAGCAAACUUGACCUUUCUGUCUACAGUCAUGUGCUUCUCUCCAUUUUUGUACUUCUUGUCACAAAAUGUUUCAGGAGAAAAACGGAAAUUGAAGGAGAUGAUGAAGACAAUGGGGCUACGAGACACAGCAUUCUGGCUAUCCUGGGGUCUGCUGUAUGCUGUGUACGUUACGAUUUUGUCCUGUCCGUUGGCAUUGAUCAUGAUGACUUUCUAUUUGACUGCAAUCACCUUUCCUGCAGCAUUCCUUCUGCUCUUCCUUUAUGGCAUAUCAUGUAUAUGCUUCUGCUUCAUGAUCAGUUCUCUCCUAAAGAAGCCUAAGACCACUUCAUUCGUUGUCUUUCUCUUCAUGUUUACAUUUGGAGCAUUCAGCAUUGUUCUGUUGAUCAAUUUAGUUCCUGCAGCUUUGAAAUGGACUUUGAGUGUCUUCUGCCCCUUCGCCAUUGGGAUUGAACUGUCAAAGAUUCUCCAUGUUCAAAAAUAUGGAGGAAGCUUCACCUUGUCUAGCCUAAUGCAUGAACCAUGCACGUACAUCCUGGUUUUUGACAGUGCUUUAUAUAUGUUGCUGGCUCUCUAUUUUGACAAGGUCAUACCUGACAAAUAUGGCGUCCCCUAUCCUCCCUUCUUUUUCCUGAAGAAGUCCUACUGGUUUAAAUCAAGAGGAAGCUGUACCAGCACUGCUCUUACAAAUGAACCAAGCCAUGGCAAUAUCUUCAGUGACAAUGCUGAGCUUGUGCCUCCUGAAUUUGAUGGAAAGGAAGCCAUUAGACUAAAUAACAUCAAAAAAACUUACAAAGCGAAGAGCAUGGAAACAGAAGCUUUGAGAGGCUUGUCCUUGGAUAUUUAUGAAGGUCAAAUCACUGCGAUUCUUGGUUGUAGUGGAGCCGGGAAAACGACACUGCUAAACAUCCUAAGUGGACUUCUGAAGCCAUCUGAUGGCUCGGCGACCAUCUUCAAGUACAAUAUAUCAGCAAGGGAAGAUAUGGAACAAAUUAGGGAGAUAAGUGCUGUGUGCCCACAAUUCAACGUGCAAUUUGAAUUCCUAACUCUGAAAGAAAAUUUAAAGACUUUUGCUAAAAUAAAGGGGAUUCCAAACAAUGAUAUUGAGAAUGAAGUGCAAAAGCUAGUGACCCUCUUGGAUCUCGAAGCCAUUCAAGACACGCGAGCUAAUCGUUUAAGUGGUGGGCAAAAGCGGAAAUUAUCUCUUGGGAUUGCUUUCUUGGGAGAGCCACAGGUCUUGCUAUUAGAUGAACCAACUGCAGGGCUGGAUCCUUAUUCUAGACACCAAGUGUGGGCCCUCCUGAAUGAGCGCAAAGCAGGUCGAGUGACUCUGCUCACUACUCAGUUAAUGGACGAAGCUGAUAUUCUUGCUGACCGGAAAGCAUUUAUCUCUCAUGGCAGGCUGUCUUGUGUUGGUUCAUCUUUAUUCUUGAAGAAAAAAUGGGGUGUUGGCUAUCAUUUAAGGAUGCAUGUAAAUGAGUUGUAUGACCCCGAGAGAACAACAUCCCUGGUCAAGCAAUACGUCCCUGCUGCCAAAUUAUCAGGACAACAUGAAAAUGAGCUCAGUUAUACACUGCCCUUGGAAAACGUGGAUAAAUUUCCAGAUCUGUUCUCUGACAUGGACCGCCAGAAAGAACUAGGAAUUGUUAAUUAUGGGGUUACCAUGACAACUCUGGAAGAUGUCUUCUUGAAGCUGGAGGGAAAUGAAAUGAUUGAUGAAAAAGAGGGGGCAAAGGGUGCUGAUGAAAUGGAACAGGAUCUGCUAGUGCUCUCAGACACGGGAAAGGCAACCAUAAGCGGAUCAAAACUCUGGAGGCAACAAGUUUGCGCCAUCGCAAGAAUGCAAUUUUUAAAUCUCAAGCGCGAGAGCAAACUCUGGGGAACGCUGCUGCUCCUUUUUGGUAUUUUGCUCGCACCUUUAGUCAUCCAGGUGAUGUUAUUUGCUAUUUGGGGGAACCUGCAUUGUGCAGAGCUACACCCUGGGCUUUAUUUUGAACCAGGAAAGGAGUCUUUCCAGGGGUCUGCUGGACUUCUGAUCCUUAAUGAUACAGGUGCAAGCAUUGACAAUUUCAUCCAAGCAGUGAAGAAUCAGAAUGUCCUGGUAGAAGUUGUCUCUGGCAAAAAUGUCAGUGACCAGCUAGUGCACAAUGGGGCUAUAAAGGUAGCCCUUGAAGACAAGAAAUACAGAUUCACACUUCUAUGCCACAUGGAAGUCACCAAUUGCUUUCCGGUGCUUGUCAACAUCAUCAGCAAUGCACGCCUGCGAAUGUUAAACUCUGCUGCCCGUAUUCGAAUCUGGAGUCACGUGUUUCUAUUUCAAUUUAGUAGCAAAGAGCUAUGGAUGUUUUUCUGCAGCAUGUACAGGUUUGGGAUAAUUGUAUACCCUACCUUUCCAGCACAUUUUGCGAUGAUGAGCAUUCGUUACUACAAGAUAAAAACCCGUUCUCACUUGCGGGUCUCAGGACUCUUUCCAUCUGCCUUUUGGUGUGGAUUAGCUCUGGUGGACGUCCCUUUGCAUUUUAUUAUCCUUCUCCUGUUGCUUUGGCCGUGGCUCAGACUAUUAGACAUUGUGGGAACUCAUGGCCAUACCACCACAAUUUUUUGUUUGGUGUCAUUUCUGUUUGGCUACAGCAUGUCGAUGGUCUUAUUCCUGUAUGUAAUUGCCUUCAUAUUUCGCAACAAAUGGCAUACUAGCAGUUUUUGGUCAUUCAUCUUAAUCUUGGUGAACAUGCUUGCUUUGAUUAUUGGAGUCAUUGAUCCUUCACAAUAUGCGCAUUAUCUACUAAUAUUAAUUCUUCCCCUGUAUCCAGCGACGGAAUUUAUAAUAGCUUUCUCAUCGAUAUUGACUGAUUUUGACAGAUAUUAUGAUGAAAAUACUCCAAAAUUGAAUGUGAUCUUGGUGGCUUCCAUUAUGCCUUACUUCCACAUUGUGGUUCUCAUUCUUUUACUUCGCUGUCUGGUGGCAAAAUAUGGCAGGCCACUUAUGAGAAGAGAUCCUGUGUUUAGGAUUUCUCCACAGAGAAAGAGCGGCCAUCAGAACCCGGAAGAGGCCAGUCAGGGCGAUGAUAGAGAUGUUCAAGAGGAAAGGGCAAGAGUUCAGAGUGCACUGGCCUCUGCAAAUCAGGAAGAGAGACCAGUCAUCCUAGUUAGCAACUUGCGCAAAGAAUACAGAAGUGAGAAGGCUUGUUCCUGUUGCAAGAAAAGCAAGACGCUGGGAAAAGUGGCCACCAAAAGUGUCUCCUUCUGUGUUAAAAAAGGAGAAAUUUUGGGGCUUCUUGGACCCAAUGGAGCUGGUAAAAGUACAACCAUGAAUAUGAUAACAGGAGACACAGAUCCAACAGCUGGACAGGUCCUGAUGAAAGGAGCUGAUGCAGCUGCAACGGAAGAAAAUGCUGUCGGUUUUCUUGGCUACUGUCCCCAGGAGGAUGCCCUCUGGCCCAGUCUGACUAUAAAAGAACAUCUGGAGAUUAAUGCAGCCGUGAAAGGGAUGCAGAAAGACUCAGCUGGUAUAGCCAUCAGUCGAAUAGUUCAAGCUCUAGAACUCCAGGGCCAUUUGAAGACGGCAACUAAGGCAUUACCUGCUGGACUGAAAAGGAAAUUAUGCUUUGCCCUGAGCAUGCUGAGCAAUCCUGCAGUGAUGCUAUUAGACGAACCAACAGCGGGAAUGGAUCCCAAAGGAAAGCGCCAGGUGUGGAAAGCAAUCCUCACUGCGCUGAAGGACAAAGACCAAGGAGCCAUUUUGACAACUCAUCACAUGGAAGAAGCUGAGGCAGUGUGUGACAGAGUAGCCAUCAUGGUGACUGGACAGCUCAGGUGUCUUGGUUCUAUUCAGUAUCUGAAAAGCAAAUUUGGCAAAAAUUAUUUGCUCCAAAUAAAAGUUAAGGGCGUGGACCACGGGGAGCUUCUGAAUACUCAUAUUCUACAGAUCUUCCCACAUGCAGCUCGUCAAGAAAGGAUAUCCACUUUGUUGGCCUACAAGAUCCCAAUGGAAGAUGCGCUGCCUUUGUCCAAGGCCUUCUCCAUGUUAGAGGAAGCUAAACGAACCUUCAGCUUUGAGGAGUACAGCUUUUCUUUGAACACCUUGGAGCAGGUUUUCCUAGAACUUGUCAAAGAGCAGGAACGUGAUUGUUUCGAUCCAUCUCUGAGCACAGCCUUUGAAUGGCAACAACUGCAGCAGGCUGAUGUUUAAGUUGUUCGCAACCUAGACAUGAAACUGAUGCUUACAGAAGUAAGUGCUGGUCCCUUGAAACAAGGAUUUAAGAAGGAUCUAGCAGCCCGCCUCCGAAUAAUGUUGUGUCUCCUUUGGCAUGUGAGACUGGAGUCCAGCCUCUUGACGGGAGGACUUUACAUAUAGCUUUACAUACAAGUCUGUGUGAUCAAAACCCAUAUUGGUCAUAUGUAGAGAAUGAGAUGUGCCAUUUCUGGACAUGUUCAUCCCCUGGAAUUUUUUUUAUUUGUUUUCCAGAAAUGAAUGUUUUGAAUUUUGGGGUGUGUGUGUGAAUUGAAAUAUAUGCAGUACAUAUUUCUUAUAUCAUCUCAGCUUAAUUUACUACUUUAAAAAUAUAAAAUGCAUUAUGUACAGCUAACACAUAAAAUUGUACUGUUUGGCAUAUUUGUCAGGUUGGAAAAGGGUAAAUGCCUUUGUGAUUCAGCUACCCCCAGCAAGUCUUUGCCCACAAGCCACUCCACCCAGGCCUUCCUUCUUAUUCUGCUGUCUUCUUCUUGGCUGACUCAAUGACUAACCUAUCUCCAACUAACCUUCUGCUGACCAGCACCUGGCUAAAUAUGCACCAUCAGCUCCAGCCAAUGGUGUCAAACUGAAAAUUCGGAGAUUAUAUCGCAGCUGUUAGUUAAGGCCCCAAGCGGCAGGGUAAACUAACUUUCACAGGACCAGACAGAAAACUUCCCAUGUCAAAUGCGUUGCAAUGUAGUACAAAUGUCAGAACAUCUUACUCAACAUCCAUUAAAACUUAAUUCAAAUAAACAUUGCUUCUUCACACUUCAUAGUAACAUUGAACACUUUUGUAGUGUAUCGUCAUCUCAUACAGUAUGUGAAAUAGUAACUGUGGACAAAAUUAGCUGCAUCAACCCAUAGAACUUCCUUUAAAUAAUAUGCCUUUUAAAUCCAACCAUCUCAUGCUUCUUCCUUUCACCAGAAGCACUUUCUAAAAGAUCAUUUGCUUCUGAUUCUAACCUUUCCUUUUUCCUCCAUAUGCUUCAGAGAACUGAAGGUUUGCAUGAAUGAAUGAAGCUCCUUUACUAUUUAACAUUUCCAGUCACAGACAAGUUGCUUUGGAUCAAAGCUAUAUGGCAGGAAAAUCAACGGGUUGCACAUUCCCCACAAGAUUCAUGAAUUGUAACUAUACAGUACUUUGCUUUACAUAGAUAUUAGAAGCCAUAAGGAAAGGAGGGAGUAAAAGACAGCUAAGGCUGAAGAAUGCUUUACUAAUCUGUAAUGCCAAAGCAUAAAGAGGUCUAGUUUUAGAUUAUUAUAUUUUUAUUUUAUCUUGGGGGGGGGAAUUGCAGUUGCAGAACAUAUAUUUGUGAAAACUACAUCAGUUAAUCAAUACUUGUAACGGAGCGUAAUUUCUGUUUCUGAUGCUUCUGAUGUUCAUGGGUUUAUAUUGUUAGAGAUUGAAGUAAAAGUAUGUAUGUAAACUAAA
This is a messenger RNA of Zootoca vivipara (common lizard), 7073 nucleotides long. RefSeq names its product ABC-type organic anion transporter ABCA8. Gene Ontology annotation, cellular component: intracellular membrane-bounded organelle; membrane. Lineage: Eukaryota; Metazoa; Chordata; Lepidosauria; Squamata; Lacertidae. The record is from RefSeq and is a predicted model, not a curated record. Gene Ontology annotation, molecular function: ATP hydrolysis activity; ATP binding; ABC-type transporter activity. Gene Ontology annotation, biological process: lipid transport; transmembrane transport.